Messenger RNA from Topomyia yanbarensis, 430 nucleotides. RefSeq names its product histone H2B-like. The record is from RefSeq and is a predicted model, not a curated record. The transcript has a single exon. Gene Ontology annotation, cellular component: nucleosome. Lineage: Eukaryota; Metazoa; Arthropoda; Insecta; Diptera; Culicidae. Bases 26 to 400 code for a protein of 124 amino acids. Gene Ontology annotation, molecular function: structural constituent of chromatin; protein heterodimerization activity; DNA binding.
CCUAAAAUCGUAUACGUCAAUCGAUAUGGCACCGAAAGCCAGUGGAAAGGCCGUUAAGAAAUCUGGCAAGGCGCAGAAGAACAUUGUGAAAGGUGACAAAAAGAAGCGGAAGCAACGCCGCAAGGAAAGUUAUGCCAUCUACAUCUACAAGGUGCUAAAGCAGGUCCACCCGGACACCGGAGUUUCGUCGAAGGCCAUGAGCAUCAUGAACAGUUUUGUUAAUGACAUUUUCGAACGCAUUGCAAACGAGGCCUCCCGCCUGGCUCAUUAUAAUAAGCGUUCGACGAUAACGUCCCGUGAAAUCCAAACCGCCGUCCGUUUGCUGCUGCCAGGAGAGUUGGCCAAACACGCCGUCUCGGAAGGCACAAAAGCCGUUACCAAGUACACCAGCUCCAAGUAAAUUCUUCUGAACAAAUCUGCCCAAAUAAAA